Molecule: messenger RNA, 642 nt
Organism: Trypanosoma rangeli
Lineage: Eukaryota; Euglenozoa; Kinetoplastea; Trypanosomatida; Trypanosomatidae
Exons: 1
Coding region: 1-642 (213 amino acids)
Source: RefSeq, a predicted model, not a curated record
AUGAACGAUGAACGCUGCGUGAGCAUGAGGGGGCCCAAUUGGGACGGAACGAAGGUAUAUCUAUUUUAUUGUUAUUAUUAUUUUUAUUUUUGGAGGCGAGUGGGCGGGCGCUGUGAAUUAUUGUUAUUUUGCCGGAAACCGCCCUGGUUGGAAAUAUGCUUCUUUCAAUUUGUUGCUUUGAAGGCGGCGCGAAGGGCAGAGUUGUUGAGGCGCACGUUUGUGGGGCAGGCCGCCGAACCGCGAUGGCCACCGCACAGGCGUUUUGCUUGGAGGCGGCGCGGCGCCCCAGCGGCGUGUUCAUUUGAUUUUCGCCCGGCAUCUGCGCCAGACAUGGUGCCCCACGCGGAGGGCGCGCGUUUCAUCGUGGAGGGGGAUAAUUCCAUUUGUUUGACUUUGAAUGGGGCCACCGCACGGGGCUUGCCGCGCUGCAAGGUUGAAGGGUUUCCUUCGCGGUGUUGUCGGAGCCUGGGGUCCCCUCGGGGGCUUUUUACGGCGGCCACGGCAGCCCUCCGCGCGGGAUGGGCGGCACACGAGGAGCGUGAGUCGGCGCCGCGCCACCCGCACGAUUGCGCCGGGGCUCAGCUGAGCAGUCAACGAAUUCAGCUGCGGUGCGCCGCCAGCUGCCCCGCACCCGUUGGGUAA